UCAAAAUUUUAAUAUUAUCAUUUAAUAAGUUAAAUUAAUGUCUAGCUGGUAAUUCAACAGAUAAUUAGAUUUUUGUUAUCACAGUAUGGGUCCAAUACCUGACAACAAGGACGCGAUAGCCCUAGAAAGUCUUUUAAAUAAACGUGUGCAGGUUGAGAAUCAAUUAGCAACCGUUCGAUAUGUUGGUGCAGUUCCGCCAACAAAGGGGGAAUGGAUUGGAUUAGAGUGGGACAAUAUAUCAAGAGGGAAACAUGAUGGUUUCCACGAGGGUGUUCGUUAUUUUACUUGUAGUGUGCCUAAUAGUGGUUCCUUUAUUCGUUACUCUUCAAAGAUAAAUACUGGUCGAAGUUUUGUUGCUGCUGUUAUCGAAAGAUAUAUUGAUGUAGAAGAAAAUGCGACAAAGUAUCAAAGAAAUGAUGAAACAUCCGACGAACAAAAGGAUUUGGACGUGCUUCAUUGGGCAGGUACAAGUUUAGAAGUCGAAGCAUUAGGAUGGGAUAAAAUUCGGCAAAAACAAAAACAAUUGGAUAGAUUAACCGAGGUUGGACUUUCCUUUGAGCAAGUAUCAUCAGCUGGGAAACCGGGCGAAAUCAAAAAAACAUGUCCAAAUAUUAUAGACUUGAAUUUGUCAAAGAAUUUAUUAUCAGAUUGGGAAACAGUUGCUAACAUUUGUGGGCAACUCGAGAAAUUGGAAGUUUUACGUUUGAAUUAUAAUCGAUUUCAAGUUUUGGAAAUUUCGCCUAGCUUCCCAAAUGCGUUUGCAAACCUAAAAAGUCUUUCACUUAAUUAUACCAAAGUUUCUUGGAAGCAGAUAGAAUUACUUGAACCAAAUUUUCCAAGUUUAGAAAAUUUGCAGUUAGGAUUCAAUAAUAUUAAGCUUUCCGAGGAUAUUGAUGAGAACGAUAAAGAAACCCUCAAAAAUGCUAGUAAAAUCAAGGGUUUUACAAAAUUAAAAAUUAUCAAUCUCGAGUCCAAUUUAAUAUCUAGUUUUGAUGAAAUUGCAAGAUUUUCAGAGUUGCCAAGUUUAGAAAUUCUUUUUGUUAACAAUAAUGCAAUUGAUCGGAUAUAUUAUCCAAGUGAAAAUGGUGAUGCUUUUUCAAAAUUACGAUAUUUGAAUAUUAGUGAGAAUAAGAUUGAUGACUGGAAAAGUGUUGAUGAACUUAACAAAUUUCCUUCUCUGCAUGAAUUGAGAAUCAAGAAGAAUCCCUUUAUUAAAGAUACAAAUAAAGAAAAAAUGGAAGAGGCCCAUAUAUCAAUAAUUGGUCGAAUCAAAGGAUUAACAACAUUGAAUGGCAGUAUUAUUUCUUUAGGAGACAGAAUAAAUGCAGAAAGAUUUUAUCUCGGAUUAUGUGUAAAAGAUAUGAAACCACUUGAAGAGGUAGAGAAAAAUCAUCCAAGAUUCAAAGAAUUAUGUGAAAUACAUGGUACGCCAGUAGCUGACGAAUUUAGCCAGAAAGCCUCAAGUAGUGUUCUCAAGGAUAGAUUAUUAGAAAUAACCAUAAGUCAUAGAAAUAGAUUAGAAGAAGAACCAAUAAAAAAAUUAUCAAAAAAACUAUUGGGAACAAUGGAAAUCCGAAAUUUAAGGAAUUUACUUCAAAAAUUAUUUAAAGUCCCAUCAUCUCAACAAAAGUUAUAUGUUAUAAUUAAUUUUCAAAACGAACAAUCUAAAUUAGAGUUGGAUGAUGAUUUGAGGCAGCUAUCGUAUUAUGAUAUUUCGUCAGGCGAUGAAAUUAUUGUUUUAUCAAACUGAAGUUGAACUUUAUUAUAUUUAUUAUUUUGAUUAAUUUUGUUUUUUUUUGUGUGAAUUAACAAUUAGAAAUAUUUAUUUAUCAUAAAGAAAUAAAUUAUUCUGUAUGUACUUUAUAGUAAAUUAAUUGAAUAUAAAGAUAUUGGGUUUA
Rhizophagus irregularis DAOM 181602=DAOM 197198 is the source of this 1898-nucleotide messenger RNA. RefSeq lists its product as uncharacterized. The record is from RefSeq and is a predicted model, not a curated record. Gene Ontology annotation, biological process: tubulin complex assembly; post-chaperonin tubulin folding pathway; microtubule cytoskeleton organization. Gene Ontology annotation, cellular component: cytoplasm. NCBI's taxonomy places the organism in Eukaryota, Fungi, Glomeromycota, Glomeromycetes, Glomerales, Glomeraceae. Gene Ontology annotation, molecular function: alpha-tubulin binding.